Messenger RNA from Lycium ferocissimum, 636 nucleotides. RefSeq names its product protein SAMBA. The transcript has 3 exons. Gene Ontology annotation, molecular function: anaphase-promoting complex binding. The record is from RefSeq and is a predicted model, not a curated record. Bases 138 to 485 code for a protein of 115 amino acids. Lineage: Eukaryota; Viridiplantae; Streptophyta; Magnoliopsida; Solanales; Solanaceae. Gene Ontology annotation, biological process: negative regulation of organ growth.
AGAAAAGAAUAUAUUUGAGGGAUGACUUCAAACCUAUCCUCAAAAUAUUUGGGACCAUUUUUGAAAUUUUCUCGAGAAUUAAAUCCUACGUUUUAGGGAUUCUUUCUAAAUAGAAAGGAGGGAAAAGUAUUGGGAAAAUGAGCACAGGCAGUUCGCUGACGUCAUCACCGGCGAGGUCAUCAAGUUCAACGAUGGCGAUGAUGGGAGGAAAUGUAGGGCCCACGUCAUCAUCAUCUAUAGCCGUUGAUGACUUCAACUUCCCAACUGAUCUCAUCUCCAUUCAAGACCGCAAAGAUGAAGCUCUUAAUGUUCUCAAAUCCGAUCUGAUGGCUUCACUGAAUAAAGAGGUUAAAUCCCUAGAUGAGGAUAGCUGGAUGUUUGAGGGCCCUAGGUCUCGUAUUCACAGGAUUUCUAGGCCAGGUCGUCUUCACAAACACGGAGAAAUGGGAAAGCAGAAUUCUAAGUUGGUGGCCACAUUAAAAUGAGGAAUGUUUUCUUUGUUGAGAAUUGUAAUAUAAUGUAGCCUUUAUGUUAAUGAGCUUGUCUUGGUAUAAAUGUGAGCGGCACCAAUAUAAUGUUGUUGUUUUAAUUUUCAAGUGUACAAAUUUCAUGAUAUUUUUCUUCCUGUUUCUUGCU